Lucilia sericata (common green bottle fly) is the source of this 3718-nucleotide messenger RNA. It is a transcript of the gene Map205, whose product is annotated as 205 kDa microtubule-associated protein. The transcript is spliced from 3 exons. The coding region runs from base 437 to 3034 and encodes 865 amino acids. Lineage: Eukaryota; Metazoa; Arthropoda; Insecta; Diptera; Calliphoridae. The record is from RefSeq and is a predicted model, not a curated record.
CAAUAUUCAAUUCGCGUUCGUUGAAGAAAAAGGACGGCAGCUGCGGAAGUCGGCAAAUAUUUGUUCUUGUAUACCAGAAUCAUCAACAACAAAAAAGUUUACAAAAGCAGAGUAUUUAAACUGUGUGUCUUAAAGAAUAAAAUAAAAAAAACAGAAAUUGUAAAAAAGGAGUUGAAGAAACUUGAAGAACAAAUAAAAUAAAACAACUUUAAAAUAAUUUAGCGCAGGACAGUAAAAAGAGAAAUUAACCUAAAAAAUAAAACAACAUAAAGUUUUUAUUAAAAAAAAAAAGAGAAAAAGAGAGUUGAAAGAAGGAGAGCAAUAAAAAAGUCGUAUAAAAAGGACUUGUGAAAAAAAUAAAAUAAAACAGAAAACUGUUUUUGUGUUGUGCGCAUUUGAAAUCUUAUUAAAAGUUAUUUUUUGAAAAGAAUCUGCAAUGGAGAACCAAGAAAUCAUGGAUCAAUUUUUGGAAAACAGACAAAACUACAUGAUGGAUAACAACAGUAUGCAGCACAUGAAUGUGAAUGUUGCCAGUGCCGGCUGUGAUGCAGUAGUAGGAGGAGGUGUACCAGGAGAAGUUGUAACUGCUGGUGUUGCCGGAGAGAUCUUGGGUGUUAAAUACGAUGAACAUCACGAAGAACACGAUGUUGGCGAUGACGACGAACUCAAGUACGUUAAAGAAGUGCAGCAGAGCGAAAAGCUGCAGCAACAACAGCUGCAAACGUUGAAAAACUUGGGCCUAGACGACAAUGAUGAUGAUGUUGGUACAUACGAAAGCAAUGAGUUGGCAGAAAAAGAAACUACCAACAAUGCAGCUUACGAGUUUGGCAAUGGAGAUGGCGGUUUUGUUUUCGGUGGAGAUCAUCAUCAGCCACAACAACAGCAACCACAUCAUGACUUGUUUAAUUUGGGCAAUGGUCAUGAUACCAAUGGUCAUGAAGAUUUUGGCAACAUUGUUUCCUCUGGAUUUGAAGAAAAGCUUAAUAUGAUGGAUAGCGAAAUGGAUGGUUUUAAAAACGAGGGAGAUAUCUCCUCCACCUCCAAUGUUACAGAAUCUGUCGAAGGCUUUGUUCCCCAGGUGGAUGUCAAAAUUGAAACAAAGGCAGAACAUCAACAAGAAAUGGUCGAUGAAGAGGAACCUUCCUCUUUGGCCACAAACACUACAAAUGGCACCAGCAGUUUGAGUGAAAAUGUUCCCCCACAGACUAAUGCUGCGGAAGCGGCACCACAGCAAGCAAAUGCAUUUGAUGAUUUUAUGUCCAAUUUGGAGAACAAAGAAAACUCAGAUCCCUUAACAGCUCCACGACCAACUGAACUUGAUUUGGAACAGGCCCACUCCCAACUUAACCCUGAUGCUAAGGAAUUCAUACCCAGUUUUGGCUCUAAUCCUGCUUCACCCACAUCUCCCUUUGCCACAGGCAUGCAAAUGCAAAAUGAACCUUUAUUAAGUGAUGCUAUGGAAACUCAAAUGUAUUUCGGUCAAGCUCCCAGUGCUGUGCCACGUCAUCUCUUGGGAGAUGAUGACUUUGUGGCCCAAAGUCCCCGCAAAGGCAAAUGUGACAAUAGCAUGGACGCUGUUUCGGUGCCUAAAUUGUCAGAAUUCGAGCAAGAAGCAGAAAAACGACCCCAUGAAUUUGAGCCAGGAAAUGUUGUUGGCUUCCAACAAAGAGAUGAAGUCAUGACACCCGAUCAGGCCAUACAACAAUUACCACACGACGAUCUAGUAGGAGAGCAAGAUAAAGAAAAUUGCGAACCUACAGAUUCCACUGAUUUCCAGCCUUCUGGCUUUAUUGAUCACGGUCCCGAAACCUGUGUUGAUCUUGAUGCCGAUUUAGAUAUGCAACCGGCCGCUUUAUCUGCUGAAGAUGAUGUCAUGAAGAGAUCCAUGUAUGUGGCCAGUGAUGAUGCUAUUGAGGAUGUUUUGAACAGUGUUCAGCCUAUUCCCACUGAAAUCGAUAGUGUCAACAAUUCGUUUAUAGAAGAAUCCGCCACAGAAUCGGCUGCCAAUCAAUUGGCUGGCGACAAAGAACUCUUGCAGGUGGAGGAAAAAGAACAUGUCUCGCAUUCACCCUCUACAGAGGAAAUUCAAAUGAACUUACAAAACACUCUUAAUUCCUCGAAUAAGGAUAUACCACAAUUACCCGUUGACAUGGAUAAUGCCAAUAAUAUGCAAGAAUCUAUGUAUAUGGAGCAAGAGCAUCAACAACAACACUCUGAAGAACAUCAAGAACAAGACAAAUUCUACCAAGAAGAACAGCAUUUUGAACAGGAACAGCAACAAGUAGAUGAACAACACUUUGAGAAGGAUAUGCCUCAUGAACAACACGAGGAAGAACAACAACACUUAAAGGAUGAAUUCCAACAGGAAAAACAACUAGAACUAGAACAACAUCAAGAAGAUUUGCCGGUUGAACAACAUCAACAAGAAAUACAAACUACCAACGAAGAAGUUCCACAUGAAGUACAACAACACUUCCAAGAAGAAGAACAUCAAGUUGAGAAACACAUCGAAGAAGUAACACAAGAACAGGAAAAAUUCUCUGAGGAAACACCUGUACAACAGCAAUAUCAAGAUGAAUUACAAAUUCAAGAUCAACCACCCCAAGAUCUCAUGGCCGAUACUCAACAAACUACUGUCGAAGCAAAUGAUGAAAGUAUUUUAGCUGAUACCACAAAUCCUUUGGUGGCCACUGACAGUUUCCUAGACAACUCUCAUUUAGCCCAUGAGCAACAACAAGAAAUUCAAGAAUCAUUUUCUCCAUUCAAAAUCUCCGAUGAAGUUUCUGCCGCCCCUGUUAUGGACUCUCUUCAGUUGGAUGUAUCUGAAAGUGUUGAACAAGCCAAUCUUAGUGAUGUCGUCAUGAGCCCCUCAUCUACAGCCGAUGAGAAACAUUUGCUCGAAGAAACAAAGGAACAACAAUUGUUCUCGAUGUCUGGUUUGGAACAACAAAUGAGUGAGAUGAUGUUGAAUAAUACCGAUGGCCAUCUUUCACAGGUAUGUGUCUUAACAUUUUCUUCUAUUGGUAAGAAUUAAAAAAAUUUUUUUUUAAACAAUUAAUAAUAAAAUUAAUGACAUAUCUCAAAAUUAAUUGAAUUAAUUCCACCCCAUAUACGAUUAAAUUCUUUCAAAGAAAAUCCUUCUGUGAUUUUGUUUAGCUUGGGUCUGCCUUCUAUAAAUUUUAUUUUAUUUCUACAAUAACAUUGUUGUUAUUGUUGCACUGUUGAACUUUAAAAAUUUUCGCAAAAAAACAAAAAAAAAACUAAAUAAAAAACGCAUUUAAAUAUAGAUUCUCGCGCAUUGCAAAACUCGUACACACACGCAUUUUAUAAUGCUUAUAAAGUAAAGAUACUCUCGUACUAAAAGAUACAUUGAAAAACAUUUUAAAAAGAUAAUUUUUUUCACUCAACUUUUUUGCGUUUUUUAAAAAACCAAAAAAAAAAAAAGACGAUGGUCUAGGCCAUUUGCUACCGCAUUGCGUGGCUGUCUGAAUGACUGGCUCGUUGUUGCUGUUUUUGUUUUUGUUGUUGUCUUGGCUAAAAGGAUGGAUGAAUGAUGUUGAUGAUGAAAGUAAAAGCAAAGAUGCACUGAUAAAAUUGACAUUUAAAAUAAUUUUUCAUUUUAAAUAAAUAAUCUUUAAUCUUACUUCUUUCUUUUUCCUCUUGUUACUUGUUAUUGUAAAUUAUUAGCUGCAAAAAAAAAAAAAAAAAAAAAAAAAAA